This is a messenger RNA of Gadus chalcogrammus (walleye pollock), 1327 nucleotides long. It is a transcript of the gene barx2, whose product is annotated as BARX homeobox 2. Bases 317 to 1327 code for a protein of 336 amino acids. The transcript is spliced from 4 exons. Gene Ontology annotation, biological process: regulation of DNA-templated transcription. The record is from RefSeq and is a predicted model, not a curated record. Gene Ontology annotation, molecular function: DNA binding; DNA-binding transcription factor activity, RNA polymerase II-specific. Lineage: Eukaryota; Metazoa; Chordata; Actinopteri; Gadiformes; Gadidae.
GUAUGAUUGACAAUCUGGCCUGUCCAGGGAUGGACCAGUAAAGAAGUGUACUGGGAUGGUUUAUAUAGCGGUGGGUGUGAGCACGUUGUACUCACUUCACACCGCGGCGCUCUGCUCAGCCUGACGCUCUCCACUCCACUGCGAUAGAGCAGGAGGCAUUAGCUUUACCACAAGAUCUGCUUACAAAUACACACAUCAAAAAUCGUGAUUUUAGUGUAACGAAUCCCGUUGUAGCCCUUCGUCUAUCACGUUUCAACCAUUUUAGGUUGAACAAAUCUGUUGUUGUUGAACAGUGGUUGAUCAGCAGCGGGAAGCCAUGCACUGCCAAGCCGAGUUAAGGCUCGCCUCCCUCGGGCAGCUGAAGGCGGCGAGGAGGCGCUACAAAACUUUCAUGAUCGACGAGAUACUCUCCAAGGAAACGUGUGAUUAUUUUGAGAAACUUUCUCUAUACUCGGCCUGUCCGUCGCUGAUCGUUCGACCGAAGCCUCUCCACUCGUGUUCGGGCCCGUCCUCACUGCGCUCCUACCCGCUCCUCUCCGUGAUCACACGGCAGCCCCCCAUCGUACCCGCCCACCUCGCCCAGCCCCAGCCCCCGUCCCCGGGCCGGGUGUCCCAGCACCUGCCGCUGCUCUCCGGCGGCAGCCCCCACCCCCAUCAGCCACACAUCCACCACCACCGCCCGCCGCGGGGCUCCGACUCCUCGCCCAGCCAGACGCCCGUCAGCAUCAGCAGCGAGUCGGACACGGAGCACGGCGGGCCGCGCCUCAAGAAGCCGCGCCGCAGCCGCACCAUCUUCACCGAGCUGCAGCUCAUGGGCCUGGAGAAGAAGUUCCAGAAGCAGAAGUACCUCUCCACGCCCGACAGGUUAGACCUGGCUCAAUCGCUUGGCCUCACACAGCUCCAGGUUAAGACGUGGUACCAGAACAGACGCAUGAAGUGGAAGAAAAUGGUGCUGAAAGGAGGUCACGAGGCCCCCACCAAGCCCAAGGGACGCCCCAAGAAGAACUCUAUCCCCACCACGGAGGAGAUCGAGGCGGAGGAGCGGCGCGUGAGGCUGGAGCAGGGGGAGAGGAUGAGGAGGGCGGCCGGGGACGCUGCCCUGGCCUGCGGUGGAGGGGAGGGAGACGGGGACGGGGGGAGGGGAGGAGAUGAGGCCCAGCAGGAACCUCAGGACCUGAGCAUGGUGGUCGUGGGGUCAGGCCUUUCGACGGGGCCGGCGGCGGCGGCGGAGGAGAAGGACGUCCACAGUCUAGCCCUCGGGAUGCAGGUCGUGGAGCACCAUGAGUCCCCCCUCCCCAUGCAGCCGGGCAGCCCCUUAGCAAGCUAA